AGACUUUGCGCAGCCGGAAGCUAAGCGGCCUUUACCAAAGAAGAAGAAGAGCAGAAGAAGGUAAAAACAGCUGAUCAAUUCAGGUUGAAUAUGUGUUUGAUUUAAAAUAAAAUCAGUUCGAUCGAUUAACUGAUAUUGAUACGUUUAAUGACGUUAUCGCACGUGGCAUUUGCCAGAGUGUAACACGCUGAUUUUUCCUGUUUUAUUGCAGACGUUUCCCAUAGCUUGCUAAUGAGCUCCCAUCUGUCAGACACAAAAACAAACAAACUGACUGUAUUUUACAUUUCUGUUCAUGGCGUUAAAGUUGACGUCAUAUUGGCCUUUUAUUCAGCUUUUAGUGGGGAAGUUACAGAAACUAAAGACCAUUACAGUCAGACCUGUUAGAUCUGGACACAGAUUCACUCUCAGUUAUGGUUGUGACACACAUUUCUGACUGUAAUUUAAUCAUGUGAGUCCUGGAGGAUAAAACAUGUUGCAUUUUAAAUCAAAUAAUAUAAUAAAAUAUCCUUUUGUGUGUGUUUAUGUGUAGAUGAUGAAGAAUCGAGCUGAUGAGGAUGACUACUGGAACAGCUCCAAGUUUAAAGCUUUCACCUUCGACGAUGAGGACGAUGAAUUCAGCAGGGUAAGACCCUCAGAGACCAUCAGAGUCUGUCAUAAAUGCUCAGAGAUCUAAUCCCACUGGAUCUUGUCUCUUUGGGUCAAGAUGUCAGUCUGUGGUUUGUGGAUAAACAGAAUAUUUUGGUAUGAGAUCAGGUAGUGAUAGUUAUUUCCAGGAUGUUAUUGAACAGAGAUGUCAUUUUAUUCAUCACGUGUUUAUAUCCUGUUUUUAUUGGUUAAAUACACAGACAGGUGUGUGUUUCAUCUAUGUGAUGUCAUCUGAUGUGAAUUUACAGCUCAAAGAGUCAAAGCGGGCCGUGAACAACAUUCGCCGUCUGGUGGAGGAGGAUGAUGAUGAAGAUGACGUGGAGAAGGUCAGCUGGAGCGGGGAACCAGUCGGGAGUAAGACCUCACUGUGUCCAUAAAACACCUGCAGAAUCCUCAAUUUUGAUGGCUGCAGGGUCCACUUAACACCCGUGUCUCCUCAGGUAUUUCCUGGUCCGUCAGAGAGACAGCAGCGUCCAAUCAAAAGACAGACAGAGAGCCUGCCUUCCCCAAAAUCAACACAGACACGCCCACGAUCAGCAAGAGCAACUCGGGAUACUCUCUGAGCUCGCUGUUCAAAGGUGAGACAAGAGGAGUAGAGACACAGGUGGACUGGUGAAUGGGUAGGCAGGUGAGGUAAGACAGGUGUUCUUUGAUGGUCAUAAACUGAAGCCUGAAUCUGUUUCUCUGCAGGAAAGACAAAAGGAGGAAACUUCCAAAACCUCACAGACUGUGAGUUUGGCUGUAUUAAGUUUAAGACUGUGAUGCUUAACAUUUUGUUUAUCUGUAUAUUCAAAUAAAGUUACAAAUAAUGAAUGACUCUAUAAAUGCUCUGCUGUCAUAGCUCUAAACAUAACUUAAACACACACUGUGUAAUCUGUUCAUAUCUAAUCUGGCAUUUCUGUGUCUGACUACUUUUAAUGAUUUUUCUUUUUGUUUUGUUUCAGCAUUUAACGACUCAUCCCUCAGACUCUACGCUCCAGAACUACGAAAACCCAAAUCUGAGUACAAGGUAAAGUCAUCACUGAUAAUCUGAUAACAUGCUGAUAAUCUGAUUACAUGAUAAUAAUCUUGUUACACUCUGAAAUGUGAUUACAGUGUGAAUCUCUGAUUGCACAUUAUUAAUCGAAAUACACACUGAUGACCUGAUAACACACAUGAUUAAUCUGAUUACAUGCUGAUAAUCUGAUUAUGCUCUGAUAAUCCGAUUACAGUUUCCUAAUCUGAUUAUAUAUUUAUAAUAUGUAGUUGAAUAUGAGCUCAUAGUCCAGUUACAUUUAAAUAAUCCGAUAUUACAGCAAUAAUCUUAUUUUACAUUUUUAAUCUGAUUACACAGUAAUAAUCAGAUUACUUUAUGAUAAUCUGAUUGAAAAUCUGGUGACACAAUGGUAAUCAGAUCAAUCUACUUAUUAAAUAAAAUAAGAUGUUUCAUGUUUUUCAGGAUUAUGUCAGUGAUUGGUCACCUGAGGAAACAGUCCAGAGAAUGCAACAGGGGAAGGUAACACACCUGUGUGUCUGUUCAUGCAUCUGUUUGUCUGUCUGCAAAAACUAUUCAGUAUUGCAGUACAGUAUCAGUGUGUAUAUGCACUGUGUGUGUGUUUCAGGUUGUGUCUCUGGAGAAGUUCCGGUCUCUUCAGGAUAAACUUCUCCUUCUGGAUUAUGCCGUCAGCGCCCACGACGGAAAUGUCAUCACAGCUGUAACUAUUGAAGCUUUUCUUUAACAGUAACUGAAACCAUGAAAUGUUAUUACCAGCAAGAUAACAGACAGGUAAACACAGGUGCUUUCUCUUUCAGGUGUUAAUCUUUCUAAAGAGGACUCUCAGUAAAGGUGAGCCACUGGUCCUAGCUGGUACUGAAUCCGAUCAGGGUGCAGGUCUUUGCGAUGACCUGCUGUUUUUCUCUCUCAGGGAUUUUGUUUCAGGAGCUGGAGUCCAGACAGACGGCCCUCAGGCACUUUAUUCAGUACCUGACUGAGACUAAAGACCAGAGGCUGCUGCUUGAGCUGUACAGGUCUGUGUUUACAUCCAGUCACAUAGAGACUCACCUGGUCUCACCUGGACUACAUAUUCACAGAUUUUUCUCUUUCUGCUCCUCCUUAGAGCUCUUGGGAGAACAGAAGACAUGGCUGUACGUAACACACACUAUGGACUCAGUACUACAAAUUACUACAAACUACCACACACCACUUAAUACUAUACACAGUACUACACAGUAACAAAAUUGACUUCUACUGAUUGGAAGCUUACUGUAUGUCAUUCUCCUCUGUUUUGACGGUUACAGUUGCUGCAGUACAAGGAACACCUAAGCAUCUCAGAUGAAAACAAGAAGCGGGACUUCCUGAAGAGCUGUCUCAGGUGAGUGAGUCCAGCAGGCCAUGUACCAGCGGUACUUAAAUCUGACUACACUCAUAAUAUGAUUACAGAUCACCUGAUGAUAUCAGCAGUUACAUGUAUGUUUUUGUGUCCAGUCUGCCGUUCUCAACAGAGGACUCAGCUCAUGUUCAGGAUCACUACACGCUGCUGGAGAGACAGAUCAUCAUCGAGGUCUGUCAGGUCACAGCAUUUUUCACCUUAAUCUGGUUGAAUACUUAAGAAACCCUGUUAAGACCACUUAUCUUAUCUUGUGUAAUUCAGUUUAAACCCAGUUUAAUCUGGUUUAUACGAAGUUUUCUUCUGCUCUGUUGUCAGGCAACUGACCGGCAGGCUGAGCAAGGAGGUAAGGUGGAAAUCUUCCAGAAAUUUCCAAGAAAAGCUUCAAUCCUCAAUAUGCCCAUGGUCACAACACUCUACUACUGCUGUUUCUACCACUACAAUGAGCCUGAGGUUAGUCCAUGGUUGACUGAACCAAAGCAGUCUCGAGUAAACUUUACCAGUCUGGAGUUAGUCCAAAGUUUUCCAGUUUAGUUUGGAGUCUGUUUUAGGUUAACCAAAGAAGUCAAUAUCACUUAACCAGUCUGACCAGAUAUGUUAAUCAAUCAGUUUAGAUGAGUUGCACCCAUAAAGUUAAACCAGAUUAAAUUUUCACUUGAAGUUAACCAGAUAAGUUAAUCAGGUUAAUUAAAUCCCUUUCUCUUUUGUUUCCAGGGAACUUACAGCAGUCCGUUAAACAUACGCCAGACCUUCAAGGUAAACCUUAUUUCACUGUCAGAGUCACAUACAAACUUUAAACCUGAUGUUACUUACAAAUGACCUUCGACCUUAGGUGUCAGAGAAGCAGUACUUUGUGACGGCAUUGUCGGCGCGGGCGAAAUUAAAGGCGUGGUCAGACGUGGACGCACUGUUCACCAGCAGGAACUGGCUCGGCUUCACAAGGAAGAAAUCCCCUCUUAGUUUUCAUCGAGUGGUCGACAUUCUGCAGAAAAACUCCGCCCCCACGCUGGUGAGGAGGUGUAGCUACAUUGCAUAUCAGAGGGUGUUGGCUGGAAAGAGGCAGAGAGGAGAAAUACCCAACUGACUUGUUUUGAUUGGCAGCUGUAGUUUUAAUUUACAGGUGUGCUUUUAACUGACAGGUGUAAACAUGUGAUUGACAGGUGUAUAUUUUUGAUAAAGUGUUUAUUUAAGUGAUGGGUGAUGAUUAAGAAACUGGAGUGCUUCAGGUGAUUAUGUUAUAAUCAUUACAUUCUAAUUGUUCAAGGGUUUUUUUUUUUUAAUCUGAUAUCCAGGUGCUGCAGGACUACGUGGCGCUGGUUGAUGAUGCAGACCUGAAGAUCAGUUUGGCUCAAAAACAUAAAUGUCAUGACAUCGUCAUCAAUGUGAGGAAUAAAACAUGAGUACCAUAAUAUUAUAAUAUAAUUCUACAUUAUACAUAUUACAAUAUAUAAUACAUUAUCUCUGACUGGAUGAUAACUUAUUGUUUACUUGAAUGAAGCUCUCUGAUUGGAUGAUCAGUAACUGAUUACUGAAAUAAGCCCUUUUGUUGAUGUUGCAUUUCUGUGAUGUCACAUGUCUCUGGUCCAAUCAGACGUACCGGGACUUGAAGGACCGUCAACAGUUGCUAGCAUACCGAGGGAAGGUGGAGAGAGGAUCAGCCGAGGAGAGGAAGAUCGAUGAACUGCUGAACAACCAAGUAAGGAUGGGACGGGGGCUUCAUUAUCAUCAUCGCCACCAUCAUCAUCAUCUAGUGUUGUGUCGUUCGCGAACGAUUCAUUCAAAAAAACCAAAUCUUUUGAGUGAACGUACUGAACUAAAUCACUUCCUCGAGUGAUUCGUUCGUUUCUCACUUAAGCUGAGCAGAAUUCAGAAACAUCAUUGCCAGGCCAGCAGCCGGUGAACAAGGGACCACAUGCAACGACGCCUGAAUUACUUAGUGAACGACUCACGUAUUGAACUACACUCUCUGGAAUAAUUUUUGUCAGACAAAACUACCUUUUUUUCACUGCUAAAUUGCCUCCACAACAACCUGCAUACAAUAGGACACAGCAUGUAACAAGUAGUAGAUAACACCCACAGCAUCCUGUCAUUGCAGCGGUUUGCGAGGGAACGGUGAAUGUUCAGUGUGAACUCUUCUAAACAUUCAGUGAACAAAUCACUCACUGACCCCAGUUUACCAAGCAGACCUGAUAUAUAGCAUACCAGAGGACAGUACACUUAAAACAUCAUGACUUAAAAACAAGUUCAUUUUUACAAACGUGUUUGCCAAAGCAACACAGCCAAACACUCUCGUCUCCCGGUCCCAGAAGCUAUGAAUUGAACUGAAUCCUGAAACGUUCAGCUGUGUAUCAGUUCAGGAGGUCGGAGUCGCAGGCUUUUUCCCGCUAAAUAAUUCGGUGAUUUGGUGAACGAAUCUUUUGAACCAAUCUUUUUAGUGAAGUGAUUCUAGUGAUUCAGUUCAUCUAAAAGAACUGCCGUGCCCAUCAUUAUCAUCAUUAUCAUAGUCACCACAUCAUGUGACCUUACUGAACCUGUCUUCUUCUCUUUCAGCAAAUCAGGUGGAAGAACUGAACCCAGGGUCAAAGACUUUUCCUUUGAAGGUAGGCAGGACGUUUCCUGUCCAUCAUGGCAGCAGGAAUGUCCAACCAGCUGACAGCUCAGAGGAGCUCUGAAGCUGCUGCCCUCAAGGCACAGAGUGGGCGGAGCUUGUAUUUUUCUGCUGAGCCAUUGAUGAGUCACCAGUUGAACAUUCCUCCAAACUGUUUAUGUAAAUAUGAAUGUAAACAAAUAAACAAAAAUAAUAUUUACAAAAAGAAGUAGAGCUUUUAUUUGAGAAGAGGAGACGAGGACGAAGUAGGAAAGGAAUGACUGAAGUAAAGCCUGUUAUAUCAAUUAGCAUAAUAUAUACUGUAGCAGCCACGCAACCGCCAGAGUUUAGGUGGAGCACUGCAGAGUGACAGGGACCCUCCAAUGCAGACUUC
Molecule: messenger RNA, 5992 nt
Organism: Xyrichtys novacula (pearly razorfish)
Lineage: Eukaryota; Metazoa; Chordata; Actinopteri; Labriformes; Labridae
Source: the annotation of a GenBank genome assembly